AUGACACUCAAAUCUGAAAUUCCCGGUCUAGCAAUUACAGGAUGCGUAUUGUGUGGCUUGGUAGCGUUGAUACACAUUUACAUCUUCAUUUUGGAAGCAAUACUUUGGCGAAAACGAGCAGCCAAAGUGUUUCGUCUACCUCAGUCGAUUGUCGAGGCGAAUGCUGGUUUGGCGGCUAAUCAAGGUUUUUAUAAUCUUCUUCUUGCCGUUGGCUUAAUAUGGGGUCUCGCAGAACUCAAUGGAAGUAUAUUAUUAUUCUUUUCGGCAGCUAUCUUUACGGCUGGUAUUGUUGGUGUGAUAACUGCAUCGCCUCGCAUUCUAUUCGUGCAAGUUAUUCCUGCCAUAAUGAGUUUUAUUUUUGUUGACUUUGGCUUUUUUCCAACAAAAAAUUGGUCCUAUUGGAGGCAUCCAUUAUAUUUAUUAAUUAUUCUUAUCGGCGCUGGUCUUGUUACUGUUGUUCUAAGUUUGAUUAUCAAGAAGUAUUUCUUGGGAACCGAUUCGAAUACACCGUCGAAACUAGCGCCACAGGAUGUUGAAUUGUAG
Molecule: messenger RNA, 543 nt
Organism: Adineta ricciae
Lineage: Eukaryota; Metazoa; Rotifera; Eurotatoria; Adinetida; Adinetidae
Source: the annotation of a GenBank genome assembly